GGUCCGUGUUUACACAUGCUCGCACUUUCACGUGAGGCAUAUUAUUACCGUUAUAAUGUCUUCGAAGAAAAAUAAAAGUAAGUCGAAGAGGACUAAUGAAGGGGACGGUUCCCUGGGGCUGAAAGAGGAGGUUUUGAGUGACUCCUCUAACCUACAAACCCCCGCACGCGACGGAGGAAACAGCAAAAGUCUGAACAGCAACUCAUUCACUGUCAUGGAUUUUAUAGAAAAGGCUGAUGAUAAAACACCCAAAAGCUGCAGAACGUCCUUAGCCCAGAUGAGCCUCAAUUCAAUGAAGUCUGCGGGCGUUUGUAUCGGGAGACCAGUCCUACUGACGAGUCCCACAGGACAAGAUGUGUGCUUGGGUUGGCCUGUUGCCGCAUUUCCAGGUGGAAGAGUUGGUCUUCAGAAAUGUGCGCAGAGUAACCUCAAAGUGAAACCGGGGGAGGAGGUGACAGUGCAGCCGCUGACGGGUCCUGUGCUUCAGGCUCAAGAGGUGGUUCUCUCUAACAAGUCAAAAGAUGACACACUCAAUACAGAUGAGUUUAAGAACUUCUUCUUGCGGUCUUUAGUUGGAAACAUCAUUCUGCCAGGAAACGUCAUCUCCCUGAGUUACUUCGGGCGGUCGUGCAGCCUCCGAGUUGAGACCAUAAGAGGAGAGGACGGCGUCACCCUCCAGAGACCCCCUCCUCCCCCGGGACCAGGUCCUGAUGUGGACGAGUCCUCCUUGUCCCGCUCGGUGCUGGACUCGACCCCCACUGACCUGUCUCUGCAGCUGAGUUUGCUCACAGUGGAAGACAGCGAUGACCAGAGUAUAUGUGCAGACCCAGGCCCUGCAUACAGCACCCCACAGAGAACAACCCACCCCCCCUCUCUGUCCUCACCGCCUGCACCCACCACGCCUUCCUACAACUCCCAGAAUCCACCUGGAGAGUCAGGGGAGAAUACAGUCAGUCUGGAGAGCACACAGGGCUCAGAACAGACAGAGAAAAUCCCAACAGCUCCCCCUGGUGGAUGUGUGAGUACUGACACCUUCUACCGCCUCUGCUCUUCCACUAAAGUCAGUUUUAGAGACAAAGCAGGGCAGGAUGAUCCAGAUGCAGAGGAUAAAAGGUCAAAGGUCACAUACAGCAUGAUUGGCGGGCUCAGCAGCCAGUUGGAUGUGAUCAGAGAGACAAUUGAACUUCCACUGAAACAACCGGAGCUGUUCUCCAAAUACGGCAUCCCACCCCCACGAGGAGUCCUUCUGUACGGCCCCCCAGGAACAGGGAAGACCAUGAUAGGACGAGCCAUAGCCAAUGAGGUGGGAGCUCACAUGACCGUCAUCAACGGGCCAGAGAUUAUGAGCAAGUUUUAUGGUGAAACAGAAGCAAGACUGAGGGAGAUUUUCAGUCAAGCCUCUCAGAAGCAGCCUGCGAUAAUCUUUAUCGAUGAACUGGAUGCCCUGUGUCCAAAGCGGGAGGGAGCACAGAAUGAGGUGGAGAAGAGAGUCGUUGCUUCUCUUCUAACUCUGAUGGAUGGGAUGGGUUCCGAGAGUCACUCAGGUCAGUUGUUGGUCCUCGGGGCCACAAACCGGCCCCACGCCAUCGACCCCGCCCUGCGCCGGCCCGGACGCUUUGACAAAGAACUGGAGGUGGGAGUCCCUGGUGCUGCAGAGCGUGCAGAUAUUUUGCAAAAGCAGCUGAACAAAGUACCGCACAGCGCCUCCGCCGAGGAGCUGACGCAGCUGGCGGACGCCGCUCACGGAUACGUGGGAGCGGAUCUCGCCGCUGUCUGCAAAGAAGCAGGUCUGCAUGCGCUGAGGCGAGCGCUGAGGGGUUCAAACCAACUGUCCGACCAGCAGCUGAUGGGGAAAGUCACUGUCACUCUGCAGGACCUCCAGUGGGCCAUGUCUGUAGUGAAGCCCAGUGCAAUGAGGGAGGUCGCUAUUGAUGUCCCCAAGGUCCGAUGGUCCGACGUAGGCGGGAUGGAGGAGGUGAAGUUGAAACUGAAGCAGGCUGUGGAGUGGCCCCUGAGGCACCCCGAGGCCUUCACCCGCAUGGGGAUCCAGCCCCCUAAAGGAGUCCUGCUCUACGGACCCCCAGGCUGCUCCAAGACCAUGAUCGCCAAGGCCCUGGCCAAUGAAAGUGGACUCAACUUCCUGGCUAUUAAAGGGCCAGAACUACUGAGCAAGUACGUCGGAGAGUCUGAAAGGGCAGUGAGAGAGGUGUUUCGGAAGGCAAGGGCUGUCGCACCCUCCAUCGUCUUUUUUGAUGAGAUUGAUGCUCUCGCCAGUGAAAGAGGAAGCUCCUCAGGCUCUGGUGGCGUAGGCGACCGGGUCCUGGCUCAGCUCCUGACAGAGAUGGACGGCAUCGAGCAGCUCCGAGACGUCACUGUGCUGGCCGCCACCAACCGGCCCGACAUGAUCGAUAAGGCUCUGAUGCGUCCAGGUCGCCUUGACCGAAUUGUCUACGUGCCUCUUCCAGAUGCUCCAACCCGGCGGGAAAUAUUUUCCCUUCAGUUCCGUAACAUGCCUGUGGCUGCAAAUGUAUCCCUCGACGACCUGGUGUCUCAGACCGACAAAUAUUCUGGAGCAGAGAUAACAGCAGUAUGCAGAGAGGCUGCCCUCCUGGCCCUACAAGAGGACAUCAAAGCCCGGCACAUCGAGGCCAGACACUUUGAAAGUGCCCUGAACACUGUGAAGCCCCGGAUCCCCGACUCUCUCAUCCAGUCGUAUAUCAGCUAUCAGCAGCGACACAGCGGCCUGUGCUUCUUCUGAACGCGACUCUCAAACCUAAGAUGUUCUUUUCUCUUUGUACGUCUGACAGUAUUUACCCCAUAAAGCCCCAGACAGCCACUGGUGACCAGAAACAUCCUGUUGAUCCACUAAUCCUAUCAAUACAUUUCAAUACACAUGUGCUUUAGAACUUACAGAUCACAGUGGAUCUACAAAUACACAAAACAUUUAACAA
Sphaeramia orbicularis (orbiculate cardinalfish) is the source of this 2951-nucleotide messenger RNA. It is a transcript of the gene afg2a, whose product is annotated as AAA ATPase AFG2A. Bases 56 to 2758 code for a protein of 900 amino acids. Gene Ontology annotation, molecular function: ATP hydrolysis activity; ATP binding. Gene Ontology annotation, cellular component: cytoplasm. The record is from RefSeq and is a predicted model, not a curated record. The transcript is spliced from 17 exons. Lineage: Eukaryota; Metazoa; Chordata; Actinopteri; Kurtiformes; Apogonidae.